GACACGGCCAGAGCACUGAGAGAUAUCAGGUAUUGAUGUAACUGGAGUGAAUAAGGGAACCUUCUUCCUGGGCACAGACAUUGGAGCCUGUUAUCAGCAUGAACUCAUAUGUGUUAGACAAACACUUGAAUAGUUCAUAUACAUCCUUCACUACAGGAAGCAUCAGAAUGAUACCGCAAACUCCAAUAGUCUUAGACACCAAUGACUAUUCACAAACAUUGAGGAAAUCACAGCCGAUAUUUAAAGGAGAUGAUGAAUUGGCAGGAACUGGGCAGCAAUCACUAUGUACAGAGAGUAAUUUAGUCAUCAAACAAGAGGACAACAUUUAUGCCUUAUCUAGUGAAAUUAUUAUCCCUGAGGAUAAACCACACACAUUUACUGAGUUUUCAAAACAUUGUAAAGAAGGGAAAAGUCUACAGUCUAGCCAAAUGAUUCAUACAAAGGAGAAACCUUUCAAAUGUACAGAAUGUGAGAAAAGCUUUAGAUGGAAGUCUCGUCUACUAGAACACCACAAAAUUCACACAGGUGAGAAACCACACACAUGUACUGAGUGUGGCAAAAGUUUUACACAAAUGAAUCAUCUGAAAACUCAUAAAAAGAUUCACACAGGAGAAAAGCCUUUCACAUGUACAGAGUGUGGAAAAGGUUUUACAGAAAAGGGUAGUCUGAAAAAGCAUAAAAUGAUUCACACAGGAGAAAAGCCUUUCACAUGUACAGAGUGUGGAAAAUGUUUUACACAAAAGAGUGAUCUGAAAACUCAUGAAAUGAGCCACACAGGGCAAAAGCCUUUCACAUGUACAGUGUGUGGAAAAUGUUUUACAAAAAAGAGUAGUCUGAAAAAGCAUGAAAAUAUUCACACAGGGGAAAAGCUUUUCACAUGUACAGAGUGUGAAAAAAGUUUUACACGAAUGGAUCAACUGAAAUAUCAUGAAAUGGGUCACACAGGAGUAAAGCCUUUCACAUGUACAGAGUGUGGAAAAAGUUUUACAAGAAAGAAUCAUCUCAAAACUCAUGAAAUGAUUCACACAGGAGAAAAGCCUUUCACAUGUACAGAGUGUGGAAAAUGUUUUACAAAAAAGAUUAGUCUGAAAAAGCAUGGAAAUAUUCACACAGGGGAAAAGCUUUUCACAUGUACAGAGUGUGGAAAAAGUUUUACAGGAAAGAAUAAUCUGAAAAUUCAUCAAAUGAUUCACACAGGAGUAAAGCCUUUCACAUGUACUGAGUGUGGAAAACGUUUUACACAAAUAAGUAGUCUGAAAUAUCAUGAAAUGAGUCACACAGGAGAAAAACCUUUCAAGUGUACAGAGUGUGGAAAAAGUUUUACACUUAUGAGUAGUCUGAAAACUCAUGAAAUGAUUCAUACAGGAGAAAAGUCUUUCACAUGUACAGAGUGUGGAAAAAGUUUUACAGAAAAGUGUAAACUGAAAAGGCAUGAAAGAAUUCACACAGGAGAAAAGCCUUACACAUGUACAGAGUGUGGAAAAAGUUUUACACAAAAAGGUCAUAUGAAAACUCAUGAAAGGAUUCACAAGGGAAGAAAACUUUCACAUGUUUAGAAAGUGGAAAAAAGUUUUUUCUUAAAUGAUUGACAUCUGGGAGAUAUAUUUAAUGUGCACAUCAUGUGGAUAAACCUUUUCUUUCAUGUAAUUGGCAAGAGUCCAUGAGCUAGUGACGU
Bombina bombina (fire-bellied toad) is the source of this 1675-nucleotide messenger RNA. RefSeq names its product gastrula zinc finger protein XlCGF26.1-like. The record is from RefSeq and is a predicted model, not a curated record. Lineage: Eukaryota; Metazoa; Chordata; Amphibia; Anura; Bombinatoridae. The coding region runs from base 99 to 1556 and encodes 485 amino acids. The transcript is spliced from 2 exons.